AUGCCUCGGGCCAGUGUCGUGCUGCUUGUCUUGGCUGCGUGCGCUGAUGGUGGUUCGCCGACCUCGCAGGCGUCUGGCUCGCGACGGCCGCGGCGCAACGUCAGCAUCUGGGCCAAGAUGGUACCCGCGGAUACGACGAGGCAGCGGCGUGAGCGCGCGAGGGCGGCCUCGGCGGAGGCCGCUCAUAGGCGCCUGGAGCAGGCGAACGACACCAACGUGUCGAACCAGUCCGAGGCAAACACCACAGAGGCCGAGCAGCAGAUCGGCCUGCUGGAGGGCUCGGGCGUCCCUUGGGAGAUCUUCCGCUUGAUCAGCGGCGAGCGCCACGACGGCCACGCCAAAGACCUGUCCAGCCUCCGCCCCGUGCUGGCAUCGGCGCAUCUGGACAUGUCCGCCUGCGAGCUCCCCGCAGGGUCUGGGAGCAACUCGGGCGUGUGCGUGGAGGAGAGCGUCGUGCAGGCAGACAUGAGUUUCUGUGGCGACGCUGUCAAGUACACCGCCUGCGUUCCGGCGGACCAGCCCCUGUGGCCGAAUUGGAACACCUCGGCGAAAGACAGGCUCAUCGGCGAGAUGUUCAAGGUUCUCGUGGAGGAGCGCUUGAAGAGGGAGGUCAACGUCACGCCUGACGAGUACGUGGAGCUCCGUUUCCUGUCCAACGCCGCCUGCUUCACGGCCCUGAAGAACGUGCUCUGCUGGUACAACUUCCCCAAGUGCAACGACCAGUACGCGUCGUUGCCCCUCUGCCGCUCGUCGUGCGAGCAGUACUACAGCGCGUGCCGGUACCCGGCGGACGCGGGUGGCGUAUACUCGAUGUGUCAAGAGGAUUCCGUGUCCUCGUCCGGCCUGUUCGAUUUGGGGCACCCAGGGCCCGAUCAGUUGCUCGCAGAUUUCACUGGAGACAAGUCUGAGAUCUGCGAGAGGACAAAGGAAAGGUACGAGAGCAUGCUUGAGGAGGAGGACAUCGGCAUGUACUGGCUCGUCAUGACGUGGUACGGCAUCGCACUGGUGUCUGUGACAACCCUCGUCCUUCUCGUCCUUGGGUUCUUCCUGUUCGUACCGUACGGCAUCCGCAUACGGAUACUGUGGAUUACAAAGCGGGUGUUCAAGAGCCCGCUCUUGAUUUGGCGGGCGACCCCGAAGUGUUCCGGGAACACGUGCAUGUUCCUGUUCUUCGCCGUGUUUGUGUUGCUGCUCCUGUACGGCGCUUUCAGGAGACCGUGA
Messenger RNA from Prorocentrum cordatum, 1221 nucleotides. NCBI's taxonomy places the organism in Eukaryota, Dinophyceae, Prorocentrales, Prorocentraceae. The record is from the annotation of a GenBank genome assembly.